Rubroshorea leprosula is the source of this 2036-nucleotide messenger RNA. The record is from the annotation of a GenBank genome assembly. NCBI's taxonomy places the organism in Eukaryota, Viridiplantae, Streptophyta, Magnoliopsida, Malvales, Dipterocarpaceae.
AAGGUCUCCACUUUCGUUGGCAACGACGAUGCCGUCUCCAAGUCCAUAUCUAGAGAUGGCAACAUGUCCAAUCUCAUCUUAUCGAUGGAAAGGCAUCCUCUUUAGCUGCAAUUGAUGAUAUUUUGAAGAGCUUCUAUUCUGUUUCUGGGUUGAAGGUAAAUUAUGCCAAGUCAGAACAUUUUUGUUGUGGGAUUCCUGCUAGUGAAAGUACAGCACUUUACCUCAGUUUAUGGAUCAAGAUUGGCACACUCCCUGUCAGGUACCUAGGAGUACCCUUAAUCGCAGGAAGGCUAACAGGAAAAGUCCUAAAAUCAUUGGUAUCUAAGAUUUCAGACAGAAUGAAUUCUUGGACAUCGAAACACCUCUCUUUCACUGGGCAACUGCAAUUAAUUUUCUCUGUUAUUCAGGGAGUCACAACCUUUUGGUGCUUAACUUUUAUUCUGCCUAAAAAAGUGAUCAAGGAAAUUGAAAGACUUUGCAGUGCUUUCCUAAGGAAUAAUUCUACUGAUAGUGCAAAGGGAGCUAAUAUGUGUUGGCAAUCUGUUUGUUCCCCUAAAUAGGAGGGAAGCUUAGGCCUUAAAAGCCUUAGUCACUAGAACAUGGCAUGCAUAUUAAGAUUCAUUUGAAUGAUCUUUGCUAAGGUGGGCUCUAUAUGGGUUGCUUGGGUUAAGGAGAAAAUACUAAAGCUUAGAAGCUAUGCUAGAGGAUUAAUACAGCAUGUACUUGGUGAUGGCACUGAUAUCUUCCUUUGGCAUGAUUACAUCCUUCAGAUCCACUAAUGCUUACAUAUGGUGCUAAGAUUGUACCAGAUUCUGGUUUGUAAUUAUUUGCCAAAAUGUCAGAAGUAGUAAAUGGGAAUUUUUGGAAUUGGCCUUUUGCUCGUUCUCCCCAGCUUGUACAAAUUCAGAUGGCUUUGUUGGACUCACUAUAUCCUAAAAGUGGAAAUAAAGACUUACUUAUUUGGACAGCCCCUUCCUCUAGAGUGUUCAAAACAAGCAGUGCAUGGCAUUCCUUACAAGCUAAGCAAGGGAAAGUGCCAUGGCACAUGUUCCCAAGCAUAGUUUCAUUUGUUGGCUUGGCUAGCAAUAUUGGACAGAUUAACAACGAGAAGUAGACAGAAGAAUUGGACUCCUAGUAUUGAUGACACUUGCUUGUUUUGCAGCUCAGGAGUAGAAACUAAUGAUCACUUGUUUUGUCAAUGCCAGUUUGCAAAACCAGUAUGGCAAACUAUUUGUGGCAUGGCAGGAAUUCCUUUAUUUUGUUCUUGGCAGGGGCUACUAGCUUGGUUGGUGAAAAGGAUUAGAAGGAAGUCCCUAUACUGUGCUCUUAUAAAGCUUGCCUGGAAUGCUACCAUGUAUCAUGUUUGGAGAGAGAGGAACAACAGAAUUUACAGGCAACAGUUCAAAUCUGUUUCACAGAUUGUGAAUGAUAUUCUUUUUGAUGCAAGGAACAAGGUUUUAGCCUUUGCAGCACCAAAGUCCUCUUCACUGCCAAUGUCUAUAGCAGUGCAGUGGGGGCUUGCAGAGGUUCUAAAAUCACCAGUACAGUCUUAGAUGAAUUCUCUCUUUGAUUAGAGUUGUAAUUGAUUGUAAGUAGCAAAUGACUUGCUGCUUAUGUGUACAUACCAGUUUUAUUAGAUAAAUAAAACUUCAUAUUUUAUCCAAAAAAAAGAAAAAGGUCUGCAACCAGCCUCACCCCUUGCAUGUGAAGAAACGUGAUUGAGAACACACUCAAAAGGGAAAAUUGAUGAUGCUUGUGUGGGUCUGUAACAGCCCUAUGAUUUUUGGGCCAUUCCCCCCACAGAUAUAAUCACAACCCUCUUCUCUAUGUCAAAAACAAUUAUGAUGUGCUUAAGCACUACCCUGCAAAGUUUCAACAGCCACUAGUCCCAGCUCCAGCCAUUAGCACAGCCAUUUGGUUUUUUAACAAGUUUGCAGGUAACUGGAUCUGCACAUAUGAGAACCUGUGAUGGAGUUGGUUCAUAUCUUCAGUUAUGUGGCCUCCUAGCCAAGUUUUCUCCCAUUUGUGAAACAGCU